GACGUCCGGCGAAUGAUUCCUUCAGGACACGCCCUGGUCUCUCCAGAACCAGUCGAGUUGUCCUCGAGAAAACUUCGCGGCUACAAUUUCACGAAUUAUGAUUAAAGAAGGAAAUAACGCGUGUUAAUUGUGUGUUAACAAGUGUAAAAAAGGCAAUGUCUGAUAGCGAAGAUGACAGUAGCAGCACUGCCGAUUGGCCUGUUACUGAAGAGUGGUUGCAAGCGGUUCUUAAAAAACACCACGCGCAUCUUCCAGAUCCCGCAGCAAUUACCGUUUUGGAUUUUACCGUGAAACCAGGAUGCGAAACUGGAGAGAGCGUUUUAAGUGACAUUUUAGCGGUUGCCGUUAAAUAUAAAUUACCGAAAAAUCAAGUUGAAGAAGAUGAAGAAAAUCAUUCUCUUAGUUUUAUCGUCAAACUUUUACCGCAAGAUCCGUUCAGUCGAUUUUUUGUAACAGAAGCACAAUUUGAUUUAAGAGAAAUCAAAUUUUAUACUCAAGUCAUUCCAGAUUUAGAAUCAUUCAAAUCCCAACAUUUACCACCAGACGAAGACUUUCCAUUGCCAAUUCCGAAAUGUUACUACGCCCAUUACAGCCCAGGUUCAACCGAACCGGACGCAGUUCCUCCAGAAUCCGUCCUCGUUUUAGAAAACAUCAAACCGGACGGUUUCGUCAGCGUGGAUUUCUCGCGUGGUUUAACUCACAAGCAAACGAUAGCGGCAAUCCAAUCCAUAGCAAAAAUGCACUCUUUAUCUUUAUCAUUCAAGAUAAAAGAAGGUAAAGUGAUCACGGAAAGGUACCCUUUUCUGUUCCAAACAACCAGAGCUUCGGAUUCGUAUCAACAAUUAGUUGAGAGAGGACUCCCUCAAUUAACAGAGUUUUUAGAGAAAAAACCCGAAAUGGGGAGUAUUUUAGAAGCGUUAAAUUGUUUAAGAUCAAACACGAAAGGUGUCAUCGAAAAUUUACUCAAACCAGAAGAACCAAUGGCUUUGAUAACUCACACCGAUUUUUGGUGCAACAAUUUAAUGUUUAAAGAAAUCGAAGAAACAACAACUUGUUGCAUUUUAGAUUGGCAAAUGGUUACUUAUAGCAGACCAACGAACGACGUAGCUCUUCUUUUAAUUAGUUCAGUUCCCGCUGAUUUACGAAGAGAAUUCACGGACUCUUUAUUAGACAUUUAUUGGGAAACUUUAACGAGAAGUUGCCAAAAAUUAAAUCUCAACAUAGAAGAAGAAUUAGGUUACGACAGAAACAAAUUAGGUUCCGAUUAUAAACGAUCUCAAUUAUUAGCCCUGUUACUUUGUAUAGGAUCCGUCGAUGUCGCUUUAGGCGACUCAAACACCGAAGAACGAUUAUUGCAACUUUUAAACGAUUUAAACGAAGAAGGAUUGCUCAAAAUAAACGUCGCGCAAGAAGAAGCUUGAUUGUGAUAACGUAAGCCAAAGAAAAAAAAUUAAAAUGAAAGUGAAUUAACCUGCUUGUAAAAUUCGUUUCCGUGCCAAUUAUUAAUUAUUACAAUUACCAUUUAUUAUUAACCGAAAAAAUGCGAUUCAUUGUCACAUUGCGAGGUAACAUAAAUAAAGAAGUUGUAAGAAUAA
This is a messenger RNA of Onthophagus taurus, 1595 nucleotides long. RefSeq lists its product as uncharacterized. The record is from RefSeq and is a predicted model, not a curated record. NCBI's taxonomy places the organism in Eukaryota, Metazoa, Arthropoda, Insecta, Coleoptera, Scarabaeidae.